GGAUGACAAAACAAACGGCACACUCAGGUGGGAUCAUCAAGUUAUACUUGGCCUACUACACUGGAAUAACGGGCCAUCCCAUGUUAUUCCACCCUUGGUGCGCCAUCUGUUCUGAUAUCUCCUAGCAUGUCCCGUUUCUCAGUUAGUCUUUUACCUGCCUACAAGGAGGCGUUGCGAUACACGUCGACUAAUAUUUGCCGCUUCUCGCAACCACAAGGACUACAUCCAUACAUUUUCACGUCAUCCAGCAGCAAUACCUCAGCAUCAAUAUAAACUGCAGAUUACUAGUAUCGACUACGAGACCGCCAACAUGUCGUACAAAAUCGCCGGCCCCGACGAGUAUCUCGCCGUCACCGGCAUGGGAGUUAAGUUGGUUCGCAUCACCAAAGCGGCCUGGGUGUGGCCGUUCCAGCGAUGCACCCGGUUUUCCGUCCAGCCGUCUGAUUAUGGCAUGAAUUUGCAAGCAAUGACAAAGGAGAAGCUUCAGUUCUUGUUGCCAGUCGUCUUCACUAUCGGUCCUGAUGUCAAUGCCCGUGGAGCGAAUGGCAUCGCUCAAAGUGCUCGGCCAGGGAGUUCGCCCCAAGAUCUACUCUAUGCCGAGGACCGCGGCGAUGCCUUGAUGAAGUACGCCAUGCUUCUCGCCGAGUCUAGUGAGAAGGCCAAGAAAGGCGCACACGGUCUUGAGCAGAUUGUCAAAGGCAUCAUCGAAGGAGAGACCCGAGUCCUUGUGUCGUCCAUGACAAUGGAGGAGAUCUUCACUGAGCGCGAGGAGUUUAAGCGUCGGAUUUUCAGAAACAUCCAGGGCGAGUUGGACCAGUUUGGUCUCAAGAUCUACAACGCAAACGUCAAGGAACUCAAGGAUGCGGUUGGCAGUACUUACUUUCAAUCUCUGUCUCAGAAGGCGCAUGAGGGUGCCACCAAUCAAGCGAGAAUCGAUGUGGCCGAUGCGCAACUGAAAGGUAAUGUCGGCGAGGCAGAACGACAUGGCACGCAGGAGCAGGAAGUCGCGCGUAUCAAUGCCGAAACCGCAGUAAAGAAGACCCAGAGAGACAUUGAGCGCGAGCGAGCCCAGGCUAGUCUUGAAACGCAAAAGACUCAACUGAACAGGGAAGUCGAGGUUGCGAGAAUUGAAGCCUCGAGAGCAACUCAGGCCAGGGACGAGGACCUUAAGAAAGAGGUUGAAGUGAAGCGUGCAGGGGCUGAACUCGAGCGUCUUCGUGCCACCGAUCUCGUGAAGGCCACUAUCCAGAGAGAAUCUAAGCAGCAAGCCGCCGAUGCCAAGGCAUACGAAGUGGAGAUCGAGGCUAAGGCUAACCUCGAGAAAUCCAACAAGUCUACCGAUGCCGCCGCUUACAAGACCAAAACGGAUGCUGAAGCGUGGUCGCAAGCUGCCAUCAUAAAUGCCAACGCAAGUUUGCAGAAGAAGCUCAAGGAAGCCGAGGGUAUGAUGGCACAGGCCAAGGCGCUAGCCAAGAUGAGCCAAGCACUCGGAGGCCCCGCAGGUCUAUUGCAGUACAUGAUGAUCGAGAAGGGCACGUACAUCGAGCUUGCUAAGGCAAAUGCUGAGGCUAUUCGUGGCCUGCAGCCCAAGAUCAGCGUGUGGAACACUGGGGCUGAGGCUGGUGGUGCCAAUAGCACCGUUGACGGCACGGCUACCAUGCGCAAUGUGUACCAGAUGCUGCCACCGCUGAUGACAACUAUUAAUGAGCAGACUGGUAUUACUCUCCCUGAGUGGCAAUUCGGUCGCUUAGCGGGCGAGAUGUCCAACGGCGGCGGGAAGAACGUCGACAUGGCUAAUGGCCAGAAGUAAAUGCCGCCAUUUAUUGUGAAAAGAGGCAGUGGGAGGCUCACUGCAGAACCACCCACCGGACGCACAGCAAAUUUACGGGCAUAUUGCUUUUUACCCUCGGUGUGCCAUCAUUUUCGAUUUCCUUUGUAUUUAGGGGCUCAUAAAUUUGGCCUCUUCGCCCUCUUUUGCAUGGCCAGCGUUGGAUGAGACGACGCAGACGUGGAUGGGGCGUUACGUUGAGUUUCCGCACUUGAUAUCCCGCAUUUAUGGUAGUUACAUGCACAAACGCAGUCUCCUUUGCUUCCU
Molecule: messenger RNA, 2095 nt
Organism: Pseudomassariella vexata
Lineage: Eukaryota; Fungi; Ascomycota; Sordariomycetes; Amphisphaeriales; Pseudomassariaceae
Product: flotillin domain-containing protein
Exons: 4
Coding region: 311-1810 (499 amino acids)
Biological process (GO): protein localization to plasma membrane
Cellular component (GO): plasma membrane
Source: RefSeq, a predicted model, not a curated record